GCACUGGCUGGACUGCCUUAAGACCUUCCUCUUGUGUUGUAAAGUCAGAAAGAAAGCAAGGCUUGAACUACUCUGAGCUCUCGCAUCUCCCAUGAAAGACACCAAAUUCACCCAACUUUAAAAACUCAUCCUCAGAACAAACCAACAGAAGACCUGGGCUGUGGUGUCAGUCCUAGAGUGUGUGGUGUCCUGGUCUCCACCUCAGUCUCACCAGGGGAGUGUGUGCAGGUGAAGAUGAGCAGUGGAAUUCUCUUCUUGUUCCUCCUUGGCUUCCUCCCGCUCGUGAUACCCGCGUGCCCUGUGCGAUGCAAGUGUGCCACCAACAUUAUCGACUGCACGUCGAAAGACCUAACUGUAGCAAAACUGCCAGCUGCUUUCCGCCCUUCGGCUGAAAUUAUCCACCUUGCUUACAACAGGCUCACCUAUAUUCCCAGUGGGCUCUUUGACAACCUAAGGAGCCUCCAGGUAGUCUAUCUGCAGGGCAACCCUUGGGAAUGCAACUGUGACAUCCUCUACUUGCGCUCCUGGCUCCAGUGGCAGCAGAACCGGACCAUAUACAGGGAUGUGAGGUGCGCCUCCCCAGCUCGCAUGCAGGACCGGAUCAUUGCCUAUCUGACAGAAGACGAGAUCAUCUCCACAUGCCAGUACUGGUACUGCAGCCUGGCUCUCCUCUCUCAGCUCAGUCUCUUCAUCCUCCUUGUCCUCCAGGGCAUCUUGGUUAUCUUCAUCAUUGUGUACCUGCGGAAAUUUCGGAGAAUGACUGCUGAAGCCUGGAGCACCUCCCAAGAUCUACACCAGAACGUAGACACCUGGGUAUCUCCUUCAAGAAGUCCCUACAACAGUGAUUAACACCACAAGACUGAGGACUCUCCUCCCUCUUGGA
Molecule: messenger RNA, 883 nt
Organism: Eurypyga helias (sunbittern)
Lineage: Eukaryota; Metazoa; Chordata; Aves; Eurypygiformes; Eurypygidae
Gene: GP1BB
Product: glycoprotein Ib (platelet), beta polypeptide
Exons: 2
Coding region: 235-849 (204 amino acids)
Source: RefSeq, a predicted model, not a curated record